Molecule: messenger RNA, 3628 nt
Organism: Chiloscyllium plagiosum (whitespotted bambooshark)
Lineage: Eukaryota; Metazoa; Chordata; Chondrichthyes; Orectolobiformes; Hemiscylliidae
Source: RefSeq, a predicted model, not a curated record
UCUGCUGAUACAUUUAGGGGACUAAGAGGCAUAAUGAAGUGUAGACUGUUCCCUCGAUGCAUUCGGUGCCGGAAUUUGUGUUGGCUCAUCCUAUUCCUGAUGGUCAUCUUAAUCCUCUAUAACGGAAUGGACAUUAGCAAAAUCGAGACAGCAGUCAGCCUCGGGGUAAGACAAGAGAAUAUCAAGAACAUCGCUUGGAAUGAAAAAAAUAACAGUGGAGAACUGGGGAAAAUAUGCAAACAACGAUGGCAGAAUUCACCAGCAGAGAUCACAUUUUCCCAUCCAUUGAAUAUUUCUUACAUUUAUUUAGCAGGGAAUGCUCCUAAGAGUAGAAAAUACUUGUCAAUAGGGAUCUCAUCGGUCAAACGAGUGAGAGAAAACUACUUGAUGGACACACUUCAGUCCAUUUUUGUGAAGUCUAGCUAUGAAGAGCUGGAACAGAUGGUGGUGGUGAUUUACCUUGCUGAUUUUGACAUGUCCUGGAAUUUAAAGACUGCUGCAGAGGUCAAAGCCAAGUUUACAUCACAUAUCAGUGCAGGCCAUCUACUUGUCAUUCAGUGUCCAAAGCAUAUUUACCCAACACUAGAGGGUCUCAAGAGAAAUUACAAUGACCCUCAGAAAAGAGUCCAGUUCAGGUCAAAGCAGAAUGUGGACUAUGCUUUCCUGGUCAACUUCUGUGCUGACCUAUCCGAAUACUAUUUAAUGCUAGAGGAUGAUGUUUUUUGUGCUAAAAACUUCCUUUCCUCCAUAAAGAGGUUUAUUACCUUGAGUAAGGGCUCAUCGUGGGCAACACUAACCUUCUCAAAGUUGGGUUACAUCGGGAAACUCUACCACAGCGUCGAUCUCCCCAAGCUGGCCAGGUUCCUGCUGAUGUUCUACGAUGAAAUGCCUUGUGAUUGGCUGUUAGAGCUCUUCCACAGGUCCAAGGCCCAACCCAAUGAGAUGAGGUUCAAGCCAUCCCUUUUCCAGCACAUGGGCACUUACUCAUCAUUUCAAGACAUGCACAACAAGCUGAAGGAUGAUGAGUUUCAGGAGCAUAUGGGCAGUUUGCCUGACAACCCCCCUGCAUUGGUAUUCACUGAUAUCCCAGUUUAUGAGCAGCAUUUGCCUGCCAAAGCUUACGAAUUUGGAGUUGGUCAGUUCUGGGGUAAGUCCCUUAAGGAAGGAAACUACUUUCUAGUUGUGCUUGAACACCCAGUCAAGAUCACUAAAAUCUGUGUUUGGACUGGAUCUCCUGAACACAAGGGGGAUAUUCUCCAUUCUGGGAUCCUGCAAGUGGGAAGAGACAAGACAACAGAAAAUGGUCAUCAGAGCUGCAAAACAUACCAUCAACUUGGCACAUUCAAUGCAGGCAAGUUUGAAAUGGAAAAUGUUACAAACCACAUCUCUGAGCCAAUGAAAUGUAUUCGAGUGCUGGUGACAGAGGAUCAGACAGAUUGGCUCAUCAUUUCUGAGGUGAAUAUUUGGAUUGAAAAGGAGAAAUAAUGUUCGUCCCCUCUCUUUGAGAUCUUUCUGCCUUAUCAUGCACUGCCCAAGAGGUUGUGAUGCUGCAGUUUCACUUUCAAGGACAGGCUGGCCUUUCCUGUAAUGUUGGGUCUUGUUGGAUAACACUGAUACCUGAGAAUCCAAGUCUCAGUCUGGGUUCAAGUCUAACUCCAGAGAUGUGAUCUCGUAAUCCAGGUGGAUACUCCUGUGCAGGACCGAGGGAGUGCUGCAGGCUUAGAGGUGCUAUCUUUUGAACUAAAGUGAGGACCCCGUCUGCCAUCUCAGUUGCACACAAAAGAUCCCAAGCCACUAGUAACACAGUUACUAGAAGAUACAGAACUUUGUGGGGGGGGAAGAGGAUGAAAUGCAGAGCAAAUAGAUUCGUUUGAAUUGUUCUACCAAACAGCCCCAGUACUGGUAUACUGGGAUGAAUGGCAAGUGUGCGUGAAACAUCUUUAGUUUUAAUAAAACUUUUACAUCCAUUCUUCUACAGUACAGAAGAACCUAUAUAUCCAAAUCAUUUAAAAAAUCUGACAUGUUUUUUGGUAAUUGUAACUGAUCAGUAAAAACAGAAAUGUUUUGCAAUUCUGUUAAUGUUCCACCAGAGGACAGCAUAAGCCAGCAAAUAAAAUGGCAGCAAACGCAUUUUAUUGUGCAGGAAGAGCAUACUUGCUUUUCUUUCUUUUCUGUAUAAAGAACCCUUUUAUAAUGUUAUUAUAGCUUCUAAGAAUUAUGAUGAGAAUGAUGACUUAUGGCAGUGACAAUAUUUAGUCAUUUCUACUGACUCUCUACACUAACUGACUCAGUAGUACCACUUUGGUCCAGGCAUGAAAACAUUGUGGUUCAUGUCUAACUCGAAUCUUAAGCACAAAAAAAACCAGCUAAUACAUCACUGUAGUAGUGAAAGGAAAAAUCCUCUCCGGUAAAUAUAAAAGAUUCCAUGGCCACUAUUUCAAAGAAGAACAGGGCAGUUGUCCCCCGUGUCCUGGCUAAUACCUAUCCUUCAAUCAACAUUGGUUUUUAUUGAUUAUCAAUGUUAAUCAAUGAACAUUAACUGAUAGGUUUCACUUUGCUAUUUUGGGGAAGUGAUUGUGCACAGAUUUCCUACAUUUUCUAGCAAUUACACUUCAAAAAAUGUUAAUUAUUUGUAAAGCACUUUGUGUUGGCACAAAGUAUAUUCUUCCAUUUUUUCUCAAAUGAGACUUUAAAAUGGAUGUAAUAAAUCAGUACUCCUGAAUGCUAUGUUAUUUUGAUUGUGAUUUCUGGAUUUUGUCAUAUUUUUGGUGAUUUGCAUUUUAAUGAAGAGUCAACAAAGAGGAAUGUUCUUUAAUGGAUGAUUCUAAAAUUUGCAUGGAUCUUUAGAAACCUGUAAACAAUUUAGUUCAAAAUCAUCAAACAUUUCACAAGGUUAAGUAGAUAAUUUCAUUUGGUUGGUGAAGUGGCACUGAGGGAUUUCUGACAGAGUUACUGAUUGAAAAAUGGGAGUGGAUAGCUAGAAGAUUAUGGUCAAAUCAUAUAAGGGAAUUGAACCCAUGCUGUUCCCAGCUAGCUGGAUGGCAAUGCAGAAUCACACUAAUAGUGGCUGAGGUUAUCAUGAAGGCCUCUGAGAGUCUUAGAAUGUGCAGCACAGAAACAGACCCUUUGAUUCAACCCAUUGCUAGCAUUCGGCUGAUAUCCCCUAAAACCUCUGUUUCUCAACCUCUUCCCCUCACCUGAAGUUUGGUGAUCCUCAGGUUAAACCAACACCAAUUGUCUCCCUCUCCCUGCUGAAAGAGCAACCCUUCAGUCUGGUAGGACUUUUCCUAUUUACUUGGUCAAAGAAAACAUUCAUGUGUUGACUGCUGCCUUGUGAAUGUUAUAAGUUGUGUAAGCUAUAGAACAGGAGGAGGCAUUCAGCACCAGGAGCUUAAUUUACCAUAAAUUACAUUGCAUCUGAUCUGUAUCUUAGCUCACUUGGCCUCCACCGUCUCUCUUAACCUCAUCACCACAAAAUCUAUCCAGUUUUGAAAUUGCCAAUUGACCCCAGCUCUACCACUGACAACACGUGAUCUUUAUAUUAAAAUCUUUAAUAUCCAAAAGUGCUUCAGUUGUUUGGAAGUGUUCCACCUCUGAAAGUUCUUUCUAAACUUUCACCUUCCCCCCC